Messenger RNA from Populus trichocarpa (black cottonwood), 1071 nucleotides. RefSeq names its product cold shock domain-containing protein 3. Gene Ontology annotation, molecular function: zinc ion binding; nucleic acid binding. The record is from RefSeq and is a predicted model, not a curated record. The coding region runs from base 84 to 791 and encodes 235 amino acids. Lineage: Eukaryota; Viridiplantae; Streptophyta; Magnoliopsida; Malpighiales; Salicaceae. The transcript has a single exon.
UUCUGGGUCCGAGAGAAAAAGGAAAAAAAAAAAAAAAAAAAAGAAGAAAGCCCUACUAUCUCUCUCGAAUUAAUCAAUCAUAAAUGGCGGAGGAGCAAGUGGCGGCGACCAAGGAGGAGAGAUCGACCGGCAGGGUGGUUCGUUUCAGCGACAAGAAAGGAUUUGGAUUCAUCAAACCUGAUGCCGGCGACAAAGAUCUCUUCGUUCACCACUCCGCCAUCAAAUCCGACGGUGGAUACCGUACUCUUUACGAAGACGACGUCGUCGAGUUCACCAUUCUACUGAACGACGACAAGUACCAAGCGGUUGACGUCACUGCCCCCGGUGGCGGACCUAUAAAACGCCGCACUACCUUCUCCGGUGGAUUCAACCGCCGCAACAGCAAUACCAAUGGUGGUGGCUGCUUCAAUUGUGGGAAUCCUGGCCACAUAGCUAGGGAGUGCAACAAUAACAGUAGUAAGAGUUACAAUUACAAUAAUAAUAACAAUCGCACCGGCGGCGGCGGCGGCGAUUUUGGUUGCUACAAGUGUGGGAACAGUGGGCAUUUUGCGAGGGAGUGUACGAAGGGGAAUAAUAAUAAUGGGUGUUACAGUUGUGGAGGGUUUGGACAUGUUGCGAGGGACUGCCCGGGCGGGAGUGGAGCUUGUUAUAACUGCGGUGGGCAUGGACAUUUGGCUAGGGAUUGCACCAGUGCGAGAGGAAGUGGUGGAGGAAGGUUUGGUAGUGGUAAUACCGGCGGGUGUUUUAAUUGUGGGAAGGAUGGGCAUUUUGCUAGGGAUUGUCCUGAAUGAAAGAUGGAUGAUGGUAAUUGUUGCUGUUACUUAUGGGUUUAUCUAUGCUGGUUGCUUCUUGUUUGGGUUCAUGAUAUAGAUAGGAUUGUGUUGCGGUUCCACCCAGUUUUGACACAAUAUAUGUGAUAAAUUCGGAUUAAAAGUUAGGCUUUUUUUUUUUUUUUUUCUAAUUUCUAUCAUUGUUAAAUGACAUUGGAGUAGUUCUCUAAUUGAGCGGUUCUAUUUUUUGUCAAGUGUUAAUUAUGGGAUUUUAAUGUGAUGGUUUGAUGCUUUUUUGGUA